AUGGAAGCCAUGAUACAUAAGCAAAAAACAACUAAAUGGGAAACCGAGUUCAAUUCAGCUUUUGACAAGCUAUGCGUUGCCUUUUGGGCCGAUAUUAAGUCACGACAGAGGCAGCAAACACUUACUUUACCUUCCACUACUGGAAACUCCAGCAGAGCCCCUCCACACAGCUCACCUUCUGGGUCAAGAGCCAAGAUGGCCGCAAGGCCCAUCAGCCAUCCACAACUCUAUGGGACUGCCACAGGAGCCCUGCAGGACUAUAGUCCUACUGCUGAAGAUGGAGGGCUAGGUGGUGUACAGGCGCUGGCUUACACACCGGCUAGAAGAGUGGAAGGGUGGGAGUACCGCUGUGCCGAUGCUAUUGUAGGAGAUUUCUGUGAGUUAUCCAGAGGCUGUGAAGGAACCAUCCAGCAUUUCCUGCUUGACAGCGGAGUCGGAACACAGCUGGACCGGGAUUAUGGUAAAGGCUGAACAGAGACUUGUCCCAGCAGCUUCACCGUAUUCACACUGCUAG
Molecule: messenger RNA, 514 nt
Organism: Pelobates cultripes (western spadefoot toad)
Lineage: Eukaryota; Metazoa; Chordata; Amphibia; Anura; Pelobatidae
Source: the annotation of a GenBank genome assembly